Nymphaea colorata (pocket water lily) is the source of this 1800-nucleotide messenger RNA. Its product is annotated as nudix hydrolase 8. Gene Ontology annotation, molecular function: NADH pyrophosphatase activity; ADP-ribose diphosphatase activity; NAD binding. The record is from RefSeq and is a predicted model, not a curated record. The transcript is spliced from 9 exons. Bases 588 to 1670 code for a protein of 360 amino acids. NCBI's taxonomy places the organism in Eukaryota, Viridiplantae, Streptophyta, Magnoliopsida, Nymphaeales, Nymphaeaceae.
UGUGUAGCUAUUGAGGGCCUCCCUGGUCUUUCAGAGUGUAGUUACCGGUGUUGGUCUUCCACCAUUGGUACCUUUGUGGUCCUGUUCUUGUGAAACUUGAUGAAUUUGCUUUUGCUGUCAAGGAGACCAGGCGCCGGUCAUAGAAAUUUCCACGUUUGUUUGACAUGUUUUUCUUCUUUACCAGCCAUGAAAGUCAUUUUCAUUAGACCCCACUUCUAGAUACUGGGCUGUUAUUGAAGAUAGGGUGUUCGUUCGUGUUGCUUUUCUUUGUUGUUCUUCUUUCUCCACAUUUUGCAGUAUCUGCCAUGUGGAUUGUGGCGUAAGAGUGAGGGAACUUAAGUCCUUUUUUUUUCGGUUCAUAGUGGGCGCUGAGUCGAUCCUGCUUUCUUAGUGUAUUCCUUGUCGUCCUGGUUUUGCUUCUAUUUUGAAAGUAAUGUGGCCAUUUUUGUUGCUUAUAGUACUACUGAGAGGGUUUUUUAUGGAAUCAGGAAGGAUAUUGCUGCGAAUUUGGGGAGAUAUAGAAGUAUAGGCGAAUUUAAUGCGUAAUUUCUUUAGGUAUCGGUCGACAUUGUUUAUAUAUCACCUUAAUGGAGUCGAAAUUGUUUAGUUCUCGAGUUGGGCAUGUGUUGGAGGUAGCAGAUGUUCGUAGCAUUCAUACAAAGCUUCGUUCAAAUAUAAUUAUCCGGAAGAGGAUUCCAUGGUCCUCUCUUUCUUGUCAAGGUAGAGCUUUCAAGCCUUCCUAUCCAACGACUGAAACAUUUAAGCUGGAAACCGAUGUUGUUGGCAGAAGUAUCUUCAUGCCAAACAAAGAAUCUAGGAUUCUUGGAAGCAAUGGUGUUCCAUCAACCGCAAAAGCCAAUGUGAAUUUCUUAAAGUUGGAUGCCUUUGAAGAUGAAUACGGGGGAAUCAUCAUCAAGUCAGAAUGCUUGCCUGCAGAUGUGAAUACAUUUGUUUCACUCCUUCGGACUUCCCUUAAUCGUUGGAGGUUGAAGGGAAAGAAAGGAGUAUGGCUUAAGCUUCCUAUUGAAAAAUCUGAACUUGUCCCUGCUGCGAUCAAGGAAGGAUUUAUCUAUCACCAUGCAGAGCCAGGCUAUGUGAUGCUGACCUAUUGGAUACCACCAGGACCAUGUCUGCUUCCAUCUAAUGCUACACAUCAGGUUGGAGUUGGUGGUUUUGUAGUCAAUGAUAACAAAGAGCUACUUGUGGUGCAAGAAAAGCACACUGCUUCAGCAUUUGAAGGAUUUUGGAAACUACCAACUGGAUUUAUUCUUGAGGAUGAAGAGAUAUUCUCAGGGGCCAUCAGAGAAGUUAGAGAAGAAACUGGUAUUGACACGGAAUUUCUGGAGGUGCUUGCUUUCAAACAUGCUCAUGGGGUGGCAUUUGGGAAGGCAGAUUUGUUUUUUAUUUGCUUACUGAGACCGCUAUCAAGUGAAAUUGUAGUAGAUGAGUUGGAGAUUGGAGACGCCAAGUGGAUGCCUCUCAAUGAAUUCAUGGAGCAGACAAUUCUUCAAAAGGAUGACAUGCUUACCAACAUCAUGAAAAUAUGCAUUGCGCGGCUUGGUCAGCAGUAUCGCGGAUUAUCAACAGCUCAACUUGUCUCUAUGUAUGAUGGCAAGCCUUCUUCUUUGUAUUUCAAUUUGGCAAAUGAAAAUGAAGGCCCGUGCAUGUGAAGGACUCAAGGGGGCACAUAUUUUUUUCACCUGACCCUCCCUGAGGUUACGUAAUUUGAAAUAAAUGUGUCUGUGACACGGUGUACAUGCUUUAAAAAAUCGUAAUGAAACAACACGAUUCAGCUUUCUA